Messenger RNA from Daucus carota subsp. sativus, 1422 nucleotides. Its product is annotated as S-adenosylmethionine synthase 3. Gene Ontology annotation, molecular function: ATP binding; methionine adenosyltransferase activity. The transcript is spliced from 2 exons. Lineage: Eukaryota; Viridiplantae; Streptophyta; Magnoliopsida; Apiales; Apiaceae. Bases 10 to 1299 code for a protein of 429 amino acids. Gene Ontology annotation, cellular component: cytosol. Gene Ontology annotation, biological process: S-adenosylmethionine biosynthetic process. The record is from RefSeq and is a predicted model, not a curated record.
UAUAAAUACAUGAUUCCCCACAAAGCUAAGACUCGUCCAUCAUCAGUUUCUUCCUCUGUUUCUUACCUAUAUACAUCCUCUGUUCUUUUAGACAGUUCUAUAUAUCAGCCUGGGAGAAUGGAUACCUUCCUUUUCACCUCAGAAUCUGUGAACGAGGGUCACCCCGAUAAGCUCUGUGAUCAGAUAUCCGAUGCAGUGCUAGAUGCCUGCCUCCAGCAAGAUCCUGACAGUAAAGUUGCUUGUGAGACUUGCUCAAAGACCAACAUGGUCAUGGUUUUUGGUGAAAUCACAACCAAAGCUAAGGUGGAUUAUGAGAAGAUUGUACGAGAUACUUGUCGUACUAUUGGAUUUGUUUCUGACGAUGUUGGCCUAGAUGCUGAUAAGUGCAAGGUCCUAGUCCAGAUUGAGCAACAGAGCCCUGAUAUUGCUCAGGGUGUCCAUGGCCAUCUUACCAAGCGUCCUGAAGAAAUUGGAGCUGGUGAUCAGGGUCACAUGUUUGGUUAUGCCACGGAUGAGACCCCCGAGCUGAUGCCUCUUAGCCACGUUCUUGCUACUAAGCUUGGGGCGCGCCUCACUGAGGUCCGCAAGAAUGGAACCUGUGCUUGGUUGAGGCCUGAUGGUAAAACCCAAGUGACAGUUGAGUAUUACAAUGAUAAGGGGGCAAUGGUUCCAAUUCGCGUGCACACAGUCCUCAUCUCCACUCAACAUGACGAAACUGUCACUAAUGAUCAGAUUGCUGCUGACCUCAAGAAGCAUGUGAUCAGGCCUAUUAUCCCUGCAAAAUACCUUGAUCAGAGGACCAUCUUCCACCUGAACCCUUCUGGCCGAUUUGUGAUUGGAGGUCCCCAUGGUGAUGCAGGUCUCACUGGUCGUAAAAUCAUCAUUGACACUUAUGGUGGUUGGGGAGCCCAUGGUGGUGGUGCCUUCUCCGGAAAGGAUCCCACCAAGGUCGACAGGAGUGGAGCCUAUAUUGUUAGACAGGCUGCUAAGAGCAUUGUUGCAAGUGGGCUUGCUCGUAGGUGCAUUGUUCAGGUUUCUUAUGCUAUUGGUGUACCCGAGCCACUCUCAGUUUUUGUCGACUCAUAUGGAACAGGGAAGAUUCCAGACAAGGAAAUUCUUAAAAUUGUAAAGGAAAGUUUUGAUUUCAGGCCUGGAAUGAUUGCAAUUCACUUGGACCUAAAGAGAGGAGGGAACGGCAGGUUCUUGAAGACUGCUGCAUAUGGGCAUUUUGGGAGAGACGAUUCCGACUUCACUUGGGAAGUUGUGAAACCCCUCAAAUGGAAGAAAGCCCGGAACUAAAUGUAACAUUUAGACAGGUUUGGUGAUCAAUAAAUAAUAAUGUACUUUGCUUUUCUAUGCACCUCUCUUCCAUGAGAGUAUGCUCAUUGCAGUUUUUCUCUUUAUAUUUUCCCUUUAGUAUUA